AUGAACCUGUCAAAAGUCGCGGUCGCUCCUCAGUGGUACAGUACACAUCGUGUGGGGGGAGAUUUCUCCGAGAAGAUCAUGGCCGACGCAAGUAUGUACACCGACGGCAGGGCGGCCGACAGCAGCAGCACUGUGGGUGGCAGCAGCAGCGAUGACGAAGAACGCUCGAACCUACAGGAGCUCACAGCACGAGGGCGCUCCGAGAGCCAAGGGCAGCUCAGCGAUCAAGAUACCGACUUAGACCGCUCCUCCUACUUUGUUCUCUCGGGCCCUAACUACACCUACGAGGCUGUCCCGGCUUUCACGCCGGAUGUCAACCGAACAGCAUCAAACAACAAGAAAAUUUAUGGCAAGCCGAUGUCUGUAGGAGAGCCAGUACGCAAACCUUCACGCGACUGGGUGGACGCAUUUCUAGCCGCCCUUCAGCUCUACGAGAUGUAUGCGCAGUUUCAGAAUGACGAAGACUCGAGUCACAUCUACGCGUGGUUGCAAGCGUCCCUGAAAGCCUCGAAGUUAACGCUGACUAUGAUAAAGCGUCGACAGCGCCUGUGCGAGUGGGAUAUUGAACGCUUAGACGCUUUUCUCGAUUCCCAUGUUGAACACCAUAUCGCCAUGGAGGCAGAUGAAUCGUACGACGAGAAUGCUAUCCGGGAGCAUACCAAGGAGGGGUUUUUCAAAGAGCUCGAGUAUAAAGCUCGAGUCCAAGAAGCCGCUGCGCUCGAGUGA
Phytophthora sojae is the source of this 726-nucleotide messenger RNA. RefSeq lists its product as hypothetical. The record is from RefSeq and is a predicted model, not a curated record. Bases 1 to 726 code for a protein of 241 amino acids. Lineage: Eukaryota; Oomycota; Peronosporomycetes; Peronosporales; Peronosporaceae. The transcript is spliced from 5 exons.